Molecule: messenger RNA, 1011 nt
Organism: Pieris macdunnoughi
Lineage: Eukaryota; Metazoa; Arthropoda; Insecta; Lepidoptera; Pieridae
Source: the annotation of a GenBank genome assembly
AUGAUGCCGAAAGUUAUUGAGUUGACGAUUGAAAUAGAUAUUCAAAAGGUUUCUUGUCCAGGAGUAUGGUUGUGUCAAGAUGGCCGUGUUUCUCUUACAGUAUUUGCAUUGGGAACAAGUUAUCAAACUUGUCUUUUACCCCCAAUGUUUCCACUUAUGUUCAGAGAUGUAUUUUACUUUCGCAAAAGAUUUCAAGAGAGUUGUGCUUUAAGUAAUAUUUGCUGUUUACUAAAGGAUGAAACAAUAUAUUGUGAAUUAGUACAGUGGUGUGAAGAUUGCUCAAGUGGCGAGUGUGUAAUCUUGGCCCAGUAUCUCGGCUCCUUAAAUGAUGUUCUAUUCCCACCAAAUGUGUGUUCUACAGAUGGAGUUGACCUGCUCAUGCGCAGAUCUAAGGAUUUUCCUGGUAUUCUUUCACCUAAAAUUGAGAUUGCUACAAAAGUGAGAAUAGAUGAAAUAUGGAGUCAAGGCUGCGGAUUGUACAAUAAAGUGAAGGCUUGUCAUUGUGGUCCUUCGGAUUCAGAAGCAAGGCAGAAACAAGUCUGUCAUUCUGCACAAUAUCAUAGGACCAAAUGCAAUCAGGCUAGACGAAUGCCAUCAAGAUCUAGAUCGAGGUCUCGAACGCGGUCUGAAGGCUCUAGGUCUUGUUGUAGCCUUGUUGUGGAACCGGCUGCGCAUGCGUCGUGUCGGUGCCCCAAUCCCUUGACAAGCAAAUCCCGUAUCUCCGUCUGCCAAAAUAGGCGACCUCGUCGUCAGUACAACGUGUAUAAUGUUGACACGAGCGAUGUGGUAUGGGGCGCCAAUAACUCACGGAAUACUGAUGUCUUACGCACAUCUAUGGAGUCUGACUUGGGAACCAGGGAAGAUCGAAUCCAGAAAUUAUUAUUAGAAAGUCAAUACAUCGACUACGACAAACUGUGCAAUACAGAAAAAAAGAAAUAUAAUUAUAAAAUGUCGCCUUGCCUUUGUGAGAUUUGUAAACGAUAUCAUGAAUUGUUUCACACUGAUAGUUAA